Fusarium pseudograminearum CS3096 is the source of this 1089-nucleotide messenger RNA. RefSeq lists its product as uncharacterized. The transcript has a single exon. Lineage: Eukaryota; Fungi; Ascomycota; Sordariomycetes; Hypocreales; Nectriaceae. The record is from RefSeq and is a predicted model, not a curated record. Bases 1 to 1089 code for a protein of 362 amino acids.
AUGCCGUACUCAUCACAACGCUACAAUCUUGACGCUGCCGCUGCCAGGAGGCGAAGCCAGUGCUCAUCACGGCCUCGUGGCGAUAGGUACAGCGACCAGUCUUACAAGAGUCGUGCUCAAGAUGACUACUAUCGCGCACCGUCCGUGUCGCGAACAGCCUCUUAUACGAAGAAUGAUGAUCGUUCUUACAUGAAGAGAGAAGAACGCCCUCAACAUCCAAGAAAGACCCGAACAAAAGAGGAGGAUCGGUCUUACACAGAUCGCAGAAGCCGAGGAGAGCGCUCGUCGAGCUACAGAGAAGCGUCUUCAGGCAGGGAAAGUCGUUGUGACGCGAGACCAAGUGAGCGCUCUCAAUCCACACGAGAUAACCAUGCCAAGAGACAAAGCCGUUCUGGCCCCGAAAGAAGAGAAAAUGCUCAUUCCGACCAAGUCCAUUCCGAUACAGCCUGCUCUGGGAGGAGGUCCAGUUCGAGAAGAGGAAGCCAAGAUGGUCACGAGACCAGACCUCACUCCAAAAGGGAAGAUACCUCUCAUCAGGAAGGUGAGUACUCUCGUUCAACCCCUGAAGAGAUCAACACGUUCCUCAACAGCGGUCGGGCGUCAAGACCCUCCUGGGGAUCUUCAACAUAUGGCACAUAUGUCCUUCCUCUUGAAUCAACAGGACAGUAUCGAAACAAUGAUCCGACAAAGUGUACUUGUAAAUGUUGCCCCCACCCAAUUAGCACAGCCCACAGUCACGACCACCACCAGAACCAGGGGCCCGGGAUGUCUUCCAAGCGGACCGCCGAAGGAUCAAGACGCAGCAAGCGCACAGCAGAGGGCAGGCCCCUUAUUCAGGUUGUUGACAAGUCUAGAAGCGCGUUGAACCUAGAAUAUGGUCCGUCGUACCCUAUAUCACUCAACCCAAACACAUCAUGCGAUCGCAUUGCCUCGUUCUUGGCACCCGACAAGCGAUAUGCCAAGGUCCUCGUGCAUUGGGAUGACGGGAGAGUCCAGAGACUUGACAGCGACAUCGCAAUGGAAGAUCUGAUCCGUUAUGCCGAGUUGAUAGAAGUCAGAGAGAUAAAGAGCGUACAUUGGGCGGCGUGA